Messenger RNA from Colletotrichum higginsianum IMI 349063, 480 nucleotides. RefSeq lists its product as uncharacterized. The coding region runs from base 1 to 480 and encodes 159 amino acids. Lineage: Eukaryota; Fungi; Ascomycota; Sordariomycetes; Glomerellales; Glomerellaceae. The transcript has a single exon. The record is from RefSeq and is a predicted model, not a curated record.
AUGGAAGAUGCAGUCAGACCAAGCCAAGACGCCUAUCGAGGCGUCUACGAGAGAGGUUACCGCACCUGGGCUGCACUGUGCCAGCAGGAGGAGGCGGCGGUAAACGACAGUCUUUUCGAAAAGAGCAGCAUCUAUUCCGCGUUCCCCAGCCAUCCUCACUUCCCGAGCCGCCUUUUGCUCGACAAGUCACUCUCCAACGUGGUUGUUGCGAGCGGCAGAUCGACUUGGAACACCACCACAUCACCGGCGGAUCCUCGCUGUGAACUCCCGCCCUUCCAGGAACAGAUGACCAUGCAGGUGGCGUGGAAUUUCCCGACGGAAGUCGUCCUGAGACAAGACCAAGGCCUCCUCGACAAGAAGCUUCCAGCCUUUUUCACCAGAGAAGACAGCCACCACUUCCCGGUCUUGUUCCUCGCUUGGGCCUACAUUCUGUCCGCGAGGUGGGCCGAGCUGAUUCCUGGAGCACAAGAGCCCACGUAA